AUGAAAUUGACACAUCUGCUACUUAGAGGAUCGCCGGUUUGCGAGAGAUUGCGGAUAGAGAUCGAAAUUGCGCCGGGGGGGCCGUCGGGACGUCGAUGUAUAUACACGGACGGAUCAUUUGGUGCGCCAAAUAGCGCUGUGCGCCCUUUCGAACGAGGCCACACCUCCGGCCGCUUCCCGCCCAAUGCUCACUCAGCACCGCCGGCCAAUCGCCCGGCGCCCGUCCCCGCCUCGACGCCGUCGAACAACGCCAUUCCGUCUGAACUCCAAACUCCAACACCGACCGGGAAUCCCACUCGACCAGCACCACAGAUAGAGACUCGUCUCACACCGGCAGCAUCACCGAGACGCGAUGUCGAAGACGUAGUCGCGCCACCUGCAAGAAUAAUGACAAUGUUAACGAUGGAGAGAAUCGCGAGCAACGCCGGCCAGCUCCACCAGCAGGACGACCAGGACAAGCCGCAGGCGUUCCGGCGGAAGGCCAAGAGGAAAGUGGACGAUUCGCGGGACGCCGAGAUGUGCGAGCGCUCCGACGACGAGGAGGACCUCAACGUGCUGGACGUGGAGAACGAGGACGACGAUGAGGAUGACGACGACGGGCUGUGUCCCGUCGAUUUGACGCGACGCCAGGAGGCGUUCGACGGCUUCGACGGCUUCGGCAAGGCCGGGUCGAAUCACAGUGAUUGUUCGAGUUGCAAGGACCAAGGGGCGAAGAGUCCGAAAAGUGUUUGUAGUGAUAGGAGCCGAUCGAGGAGUCCGAGGGACCAGAGUCCGUCGGUAGUGCCUAUAGCGAAUAGACGGUUAGCGUUUUCCGUGGAGAAUAUUUUAGAUCCGAAUAAGUUCACCGGGCGACAGACUGUUUAUAGUGAUGGGUUUUGCUGUUGGAAGCCUAUGGAGGGGUCUAGGGGGUCCACUGAUUACGAAGGAAGCGAUACGGGUAAAGACCACCAAUCGGAGGACGACGACGACCUCCACAGCGACAUCAGCGAGGACGCCAAAGACCCGUCGAAGAAAAAAAAGGGCGACAGCAAAUCGCAGAAUUCGGGGAAGCCGCGCCGGGCGCGCACCGCCUUCACCUACGAGCAACUGGUGGCGUUGGAGAACAAGUUCAAGACCACCAGGUACCUGAGCGUGUGCGAGCGCCUCAACCUGGCCAUCAGCCUCAGCCUGACGGAGACGCAGGUGAAGAUCUGGUUCCAGAACAGGCGGACCAAGUGGAAGAAACAGAAUCCCGGCAUGGACGUGAACUCGCCGACGGUGCCGCCGCCGAACGUCGGCUCCGGCGGGUCUUUUCCUGGGUUCCAUCAUGCUCACAAUGGACUGUUGUAUGGGCAUCACGUGCCCUACGGCGGUGUUUAUCCUCUGCAAACGUCCACCUCGGGCGGUUAUACGCCCUACUUCCAUUUGGCCAAUCACGGCCACAAUUUGGGCUCUUGAAUGUAAUGUACAGGGCGUCGAUAUCGGAACGGGGUUUGAAUCAUUUUACUUGGUUGAAUUUACCUUGGACCGAUUCGACGGUGAUGUAUUUAUAUGUGCCAUAAGACUGUAUAUAUUUUAUUCUUUAAUCUAUAGGGAGAUUGCACACUUAACC
Phyllotreta striolata is the source of this 1591-nucleotide messenger RNA. Lineage: Eukaryota; Metazoa; Arthropoda; Insecta; Coleoptera; Chrysomelidae. The record is from the annotation of a GenBank genome assembly.